This is a messenger RNA of Halteromyces radiatus, 1374 nucleotides long. RefSeq lists its product as uncharacterized. Gene Ontology annotation, cellular component: nucleus; HULC complex. The coding region runs from base 190 to 1203 and encodes 337 amino acids. The record is from RefSeq and is a predicted model, not a curated record. Gene Ontology annotation, molecular function: metal ion binding; ubiquitin protein ligase activity. The transcript is spliced from 7 exons. NCBI's taxonomy places the organism in Eukaryota, Fungi, Mucoromycota, Mucoromycetes, Mucorales, Cunninghamellaceae.
GUAAAAAAAAAAAAAAGAAAAAAGAAAAAAAAAGGAUAAUAUUAAAAAAUAAAAAGGAGAUAUUUGACUUUUUUUUUUCUGAAAUAGGAAUAUAUCAUCUCAUUGGAAUCUCGAUUACAUGACCUUAAAUCUGAAGCGACAGUGGCUGGUCCAUUGACAAAAGACUUGAAACAGUUUGAAGAAAUUAGGAUGUCUUUAAAACAAACCAAAUAUUCUCUGGAACGAUUACAAGAAAUGGAACAAGGAUGGAACACAAACGAUUCACAACAGCAUAUCACAUCUAUGAAAGAUCAGAUUACCCGUUUAAGGAAUCAACUGGAAUUAUGGAAAACCGAUGGUGGUGGCAACAAUAAUGCUGAGUUACAUGAUCGUAUUCAAGCUUUAAUGAAGGAGUUGUCAGAGUAUUCUAUGGAAUCACAAAAAUUAUCUUUGAUGAUCGAUUUAUUCGAAAAGACGGAAACUCGACUAUUAGAAGAAAUCGAUAGAAUGGCAUCCAUUUAUGGACGACUGGAAGAACAACGAUCAAAAAAAGUGUUUGAUGAUGAUUAUAAACAAGACCAUAAACUCAAGCUUUUAGCCGAGAAAUCCAAAUAUGCACAAACUUUUCCAUCCCUGAUGGCAGCCAAAGAGAAGCAACAAGCUAAUGUUACGUCUCUACGUCUUACUUGUGAUAAACAAAAAGAACUCAUAACACAACUCAAGGAACAUGAAAAGUCUCUGGAAUUACAAUUGUCGGGGAAAGAAUAUGAUAGUUGGCGAAUGACUCAAUCUGUUGAAGAUGACAAGUCUAUGGUAGAAAGUUUAACUCAACAAUUAGAAGAAUCGAAAAAUACACUGGAACAACUUGAUGAACAUAUGAUGGAGCUGCAGAAAGUGCUCAAGGAGAAAACACGUGCAUUAGAAGAAGAAAAGCAUUUACAAAGUCGAGUGGAAGAAGAUCAUGACAAGAUGAAACGAAAAUGGGAUAUGAUCUCACAUGGUGAUAAUCCUCAGGAACAACAAUUGGCAGAAGAGUGUGAUGAAUUAAGGUCUCUCCUCAAAUGUGGUACUUGUCGAACAAGAUUCCGAAGUCAUCUCCUGACACGUUGUAUGCACACUUUUUGUAAGAAAUGUAUUGAUGCCAGAUUAGAAACUCGUCAACGUCGAUGUCCUACUUGUGGCGAAUCCUUUGGUGCUUCUGAUGUUCGGCAAUUCUAUCUAUGAUUUACAUCGUUUAUCCCUUAUUAUCAUUCUUAUCCAUAUAGACCCUUUCCCCCCCCCUUUUUUUUUUUUUUAAAAAAAAAAAGCUACUUUCCUCCCAAUCGCUUCAAUCCAAAAUCUUUCUUUUCCCUUUUUUAGCAUAUAUUCUUAAAACGAAAUUUUCACCCUCCCCGC